AUUAUAAAACCAGUAAAACCUGUUUCUUCUGCCUUUGUGUGCUAAAGAAAGCAAUGUGUGUCUCUGGUAUUCAGUGUAUGAGGUGGUGGCGGGAGACACAACAAAAAUGGGAAAUGCUGCUUUCUGUGACCAGUGCCGGUGCUCUUGCUGCCACAAACAAGCGGAGAGUGAAAUCCCUGACCCUUACAGUGCUUAUGCAUCUAUUUAUGACUACAGUCCUCGCACUCCUAUGGACCUCACUGUCAAACGAGGGGAUAUACUGGAAAUCAUCAACGAGACAGAGCACUGGGUUUACGUGAGAAAACUGACUGUAAAGUCAGGUAGAUACAGUCAAGUAACAGAUGAAAAGGGCUAUGUCCCUAAACAACUUAUCAGGCCUAUUCACAGUCUUGAAGCUGCACCAUGGUACUUUGAAAACAUCACUAAGUGCAUGGAAGCUAAGCGAUGCCUGUUAAGGGAAGAAAAUGGUGAAGGAGCCUUUCUUGUGUGGAGAAAUACAAGAAAACAGCACUAUUUUCUCACAGUGAGGAAUGGGAAUUUCGCAAGACAUUACAGAAUUCUGGAAUCCGAUGGGGACUGCUAUCUGGUUAAAGGGAUGAAGUUUAAGAAUCUUUCAGAGUUGGUAGCAGCAUAUUCUGAAAAUGCAAAUGGACUGUGCACUAAACUUCAAAAACCUUGUGUUAUGCUAGACACACCAUCCAUCCCCACAUUGUCCUACGCAUCAGAGUGGGAGGUGGAGAGAAGCUCGUUAAAGAAGGUGAAGCUGCUGGGGAAGGGGGAAUUCGGAGAAGUCUGGGAAGGUCUCUGGAACAACACGAUUCCUGUGGCCAUCAAAGAGCUUAUGGUGGUGAAGUCAGAUAUCCUGAAUGAGGUGAUGAUCAUGAAGAAUCUGAAUCACGAAAGGCUCCUGAAACUCUGUGCUGUGUGCACCAAGGAUGAACCGUUCUGUAUUGUCACAGAACUCAUGAGGAACGGGAGCUUAUCAAAAUACUUACAGUGUCACAGAGAACAGAGAGACAUUGAGUACUCUCUCAUGAUAGACUUUGCUGUACAGAUUACUGAAGGCAUGGCUUACCUGCAAUCACAAAAGAUUAUCCACAGAGACCUGAGAGCAGAUAACAUUCUACUCAGUGAAAUGAAAUCUUGCAAGAUUGCCGAUUUUGGACUAGCCCAAUUUACUUUCGCCGAGGAAAAAAGGAAGGAGAUGGAUCUGAAAAUUCCUGUUAAAUGGAUGGCUCCUGAGAUUUUCUUAGAAAGAGAAUAUACAUUUAAAUCUGAUGUCUGGUCCUUUGGAAUUCUCUUAACGGAAAUUGUAACAUACGGCGAGGAGCCAUAUCCAGGGAUGGACAACAAAUCAUGUAUCAGAUUUAUACUGCAAGGCAAUCUGAUGCCAAUACCAGAAGGCUGCCAUCAAGCUCUGUAUGAGAUCAUGAGGCUGUGCUGGAGAACUGACUCCCCUAAAAGACCGGGGUUUCUGGAACUGCAGGCAAUGCUGACAUCGCUUAUUGAGUCACAAAUAGAGGAGACCUUCCCAGCAGUAGAAUAACGAACUCCAGCAAUUGACUGCUCCAGGUCCAAUACUCUACCUCUGGAAACCACACCACAGAAUACUGAGAUCAACACUUUAUUUUGGUACAAAGCGUGUGAUAUAAAUUCAGUAUUUUUUUGUUCUUGUCUAUAUUACUCCUAUGCCGAAGUCUGUGUUAGUUCCCAUUAUAAAAAUAUUUAUUUUAAUGAAGGAACUUCAGAUGCAAAGGUACAAAGUUUAUGAACACAUCCUGUGACAUGAUCUUACAGCAGAGUGUCAGGAAAAGGCAGAAGAUCCAUUGAGAAAUCCACGUUAAGAAAAGAGAAUUGUGACCGCAGAAUCCCUUCAUCAAAACUGAAUAUGAAAAAAUUAAAAAGGGCUGGAGAACAGCGUGCUAAUAGAUAUAUAUCUAUUAUGAUUUUAAUAUGAUUUGAAGCAUAUCAAGCUUCCAUUGGCUUCAAUAAUAUUUAACUGUAUCUCCACUGAAUGUGAAGGAUGAAUCAUAUAUUUUGAAAAAAAAAGUAAACUCUUUGUGGUCUAAACUACUUUAAAUAACCAGUAUCAGAAACAUUGAUUAUCAAGUGGAAGCUUGAAGAAGCUAACUGCUUAAAUUAAACUUUUGGCAACAUUUACAUUGGGAAUAAUAUCUAAUUUAGUCAUGAAGAUAAAUAUUACUUAUUUCCUCUGAAAGCUGGCAUUUAGUAGUAAAGUAAUGCAUACUGUGAAUUUGCUACCUUACAGACUCACCAAUAUCACUGUAGGGGUUUUGUUCAUUUACCUUGCAGAACAACUCAGCAACGCACACACAUGGAUAAAAAUACACGAGAAUACAUUUAUUAAUACAUAAAAUGUGCAUAGAAACAUAACAGAUCUUAUAGUGAGGGUUAGCAGAAUACAAAAGGUAUAUUCAAUCUUGAAGAGUUACCAAGAGACAUACAUUCAGUAUACCAUUAAUUUAUACCAUUUACUUAAUGAGCUUUGAUCACAACUUCUACACUAGAUACUCAAAAGCAAGUACAUCACUCAUAGGAAUUAAAUUGACAACAACUGGGGUUGAGGUA
Messenger RNA from Lepisosteus oculatus (spotted gar), 2589 nucleotides. Its product is annotated as tyrosine-protein kinase Src42A. Gene Ontology annotation, molecular function: non-membrane spanning protein tyrosine kinase activity; signaling receptor binding; ATP binding. Gene Ontology annotation, biological process: cell surface receptor protein tyrosine kinase signaling pathway; cell differentiation; innate immune response. Lineage: Eukaryota; Metazoa; Chordata; Actinopteri; Semionotiformes; Lepisosteidae. Gene Ontology annotation, cellular component: extrinsic component of cytoplasmic side of plasma membrane. The record is from RefSeq and is a predicted model, not a curated record.